GCUUAUACCUCUAACAGCAGUUCUCCUUGAGCUCCCUUCUAGCCUCUACUUCUGGAGCAGCAGGACCUGAACUCUAUCCCUGCUACAGCUGAGAAAGUUGGAGUGGCAGGGCUGGGUAUUAACUCUGAAGUUCAAGGUGUCCACAGAUAUUUUUACAGUACGCUUGUGUAAUUCAGCUCAUCCUAUACCUGAGAAAAUGACCAUUGGGUGUGAUUUGGACCUAAAGAAGGUAGCUGCAGUAUGGCUACUUUGUGGUGAUGCCCAAGUUAGGCACAAUUUUCCUUCUUUGUUUUUAGUGGGAGAAUCUUAUUUGCAACUAAAUACUGUACUCUGAUCUGCGUUGGUAGCAACUUUGGUGACCGCGAAACAACUUCUGUAGCAACCCUGACGUCUUUAAGCUGACUUUCUUAGGGGAAAGAAGACAGAGGCUUCCACCCCUAGGCUUCCUGUUGCCAACAUCUGAGAAGGCUCUUGAUAUUGGUUUCACAUCUCUCUGCCGUUUUAGAAAAGAAACCUCUGAUUGUAUUAUAUUUUUAAACCUGGUGAAGUAAUUUUUCCUAAACUAGUGAGGAAAUAACCGCAGUUGCAUUUUAGUGUUAAGGAGAAGGACCAUGGGGAGACAUGGGUAUCUGGUCAAUGUAAUAAUGGUCGGAUUUAUCAUCAAAGGUGUGGUCACACAAGAUACUUCAGCUAAAGCAAACAUAAAGGUGGAAAGGCGUGGCCGUGAUGUGGUCCUGAAGUGCGAGGUGGCUUCAGGCCAGGAUAUAAAAUGGGAAAAAGAUGGAACGGAUUUACAGGAAAAUGGAACAGAGUUGAAUUUGGGCGCAGAAGCGAACGACCCGAGAGGAGUUUAUAAGUGCAGUGAUUCCAGUUAUCUACACGUGUAUUUCCGAAUGUGCCAGAAUUGCAUUGAGUUGGAUGCAGCCACCAUCUCAGGUAUCGUGGUAGCUGAUGUCAUCGCCACAGUCUUCCUGGCAAUCGCCGUGUACUGCAUCACCGGCCAAGACAGUGGCCGUCUCUUACGAGCUUCUGACCGACAGAACCUGAUCGCCAAUGAGCAGCUCUACCAGGUGAGUGAUGAGUGGUUGCUGGGCCAAGCCCUGCACCAGGGCAGGGCCAGCCUUUCAUAUCACUUAGUGCUCGGAAAUCUGGACUGGUGCAUGGAGGGGCCCCGGGCCUUGCUAGUGAUUUAGAUCCGUACAGAGCAGGUGUAGACUGCUCCCAUCAGGGUGAAUGGAAGUGUGAGGGGGGGUCUGACUUGGUCGUGAUGCACCUCCUCUUUGCCAGGUGUAAAUGAUCAUCCUGGAGCAGCCGGCCCCAGUGCAUACACUGCAGCUGGGACGCCCUUUGGCUGUGCCCCUUCCCACCUCCUGCCCUGCGGCUGGAACAGGGUGCCAGAGGCGUGGGAACAGUUUUUACAGUGGGGGUGCUGAGAGCAAUUGAAUCAAACUGUAAACCCUGUGUGUGAGGGAAACCCCAUCAAGCCGCGGGUGCUGCUGCACCCCUAGUUCCAGCACCCCCGCAGAGUGCUGGCUGCUUAAGCCCGGGGAGUGCCUAGCUGGCUGCUUAAGCCAAUUGUACCACCCCUUUGCCCUUGCACAGUGACAACCUCCUGAGGGUUGAGCUCCAGGAGCCCCUCCCUCCCUCUCACACUUUCAGGCUGAGAUUAAAUAGCUGCCUUCUCACUGAAGUAGGCUGAUCUGUGCAGAGCGCCUACUGUAGUGGGGGCAGGAAGGGCUAGAGCAGCAGUAUGCUCCCAAGUACCUGUCUAGGAGCAUCACAGACACAUCCAGGCACAGGCUCCCCCCAGACAUAAGUUAUGCACAGAUACCCAGAUGUGCACAGCCUGAUUCAUUUGCUUGUAUCAUUUUUUUUUUGCUCUCCCGCCACCCGAAAGUGGUGCCAGCUACUUUGCCCCAGCACUGCUGGAGAGGGCAGGGAAAGGCCAGCAACAGUAAGAUGAACUAGCUUAUGCAGAAGUGAGCCGACCAGGUACUGGUGGGAAAUGAGCACUGGCUGGCCGCCUCCUCCCAGCUGGUUCUGAGAUAUGUAACUGUGCUCGCUGGGAACUCAGGGACUGGGCUGUGAUAUGUGGGUGCAGGCAACAUCUCCUCUGUUUUGAGGCUGCCUGUUUCCUACUGAAGCUUUGAACGCAGAGGAUAUGGGAGGUGCUGUCUGUGCCCAUUUAUCCUAUGAGAACCCCAAGCUCCCAGCUCGUGGGGUCAAAUACCACGGUGGUGGGUGCAGUGUAAGACUCUGAAUAGCAGAGAAACACUUUAAAAAGCAGCCUUACCUUCUCCUUUCCUCUAGCCCCUUGGUGAGCGGGACAAUGAACAGUACAGUCGCCUAGGAGUUACCAGGACCCGCAAAUGAGAAGGGAGAGCACCUGGGGGCUCAUCAACUGUGACCCGUGGCCCUUUAUCCUGUCUCUUUUCCACAUGGGAGCCAACAAUAUUGGGGAAUCCUGUUGCCUUCGAUGCGGCCCACAAAGCCUUCACUCUGCAGCUUGGUGGCCAGAAACCAUGGUGAUGGGUGUCUCACUAAUGUGUCUAAGAAAUAGAUGAUCUCUGCUCGCAGGUGAUCCUGAGCCUUGCUUGUCUGAAAUCUCUCUGGCUCCCUGCAGUGCAGAGGGAGCUCAUAGAGCUCUCUGCUCUUUGUGAUGCUUUUGCUUUGGCAAUAAAGAGGCUUUGCCCGG
Messenger RNA from Dermochelys coriacea (leatherback sea turtle), 2695 nucleotides. It is a transcript of the gene CD3G, whose product is annotated as CD3g molecule. Gene Ontology annotation, biological process: cell surface receptor signaling pathway; positive thymic T cell selection. The coding region runs from base 612 to 1193 and encodes 193 amino acids. NCBI's taxonomy places the organism in Eukaryota, Metazoa, Chordata, Testudines, Dermochelyidae. The record is from RefSeq and is a predicted model, not a curated record. The transcript is spliced from 5 exons. Gene Ontology annotation, molecular function: transmembrane signaling receptor activity. Gene Ontology annotation, cellular component: membrane; alpha-beta T cell receptor complex; external side of plasma membrane.